Messenger RNA from Chaetura pelagica (chimney swift), 1392 nucleotides. Its product is annotated as photoreceptor outer segment membrane glycoprotein 2. Bases 298 to 1392 code for a protein of 364 amino acids. Gene Ontology annotation, cellular component: membrane. Gene Ontology annotation, biological process: visual perception. The record is from RefSeq and is a predicted model, not a curated record. NCBI's taxonomy places the organism in Eukaryota, Metazoa, Chordata, Aves, Apodiformes, Apodidae. The transcript has 4 exons.
GAUUAGAGAUGAGAAAGAGAUUAGCACUGGCAGAAGAGUAGAAGUCUUUCUAUCCAUCUCCACUGGUAAGUCAGUGUAAAGACAGAAGAACUACACAGACAUCAGGAAAUCAGUACUGCAGUCUUCCUUAGGAUGCCUGAUCCAGGUAUUUUCUUCCCUCUACUCAGCAAGUUACCAGUUUCAAGUUCAUGUUCAGUCCUCUGAAGCAGAUGUCUACUGCACGCCUUGGAUACAUGCUCCUAAUCAGCUUACGAGCUUUUCUUGACUUACGCUUCUCUUCCUAAUGCUGAUCUGACUAUGGCUGUCCUCAAAGUAAAAUUCACCAAAACUAAGAGGGACAAAUUGGCUCAAAUCUUAUGGAUCCUCAACUGGGUUUCUGUAGUGAGUGGGGUCAUUCUCUUCAGUCUUGGACUCUUUCUGAAAAUAGAAAUCAAGAAGCGCAAUGAAGUGAUGGCAAAAGGGGACAUUAACUCUGUCCCCAACAUGCUGAUCUCUGUAGGAGUCAUAGCAUGUAUCAUCAACUUUCUGGGUGGCAAAAUCUGCUACGACUGCUCAGAUGCCAACAAGUUCUCUCGAUGGAAACUGGUUAUGCUCCCAUACAUCGUGUGUACCUUCUGCUUUACCUUCUGCAUCCUGCUGGGUGCUCUCAUGUGCUAUACCAUGAGGAACGAGCUGGAAGAGUCUCUCUAUCUGGGACUGAAGGAUGCUAUUAAUUACUAUAAGGACACGGACAUACCUGGACGAUGUUUCUUAAAGAAAACAGUGGAUAUGUUACAAAUUGGGUUCCAGUGCUGUGGAAACAACGGCUUCAGAGACUGGUUUGAAAUUCAGUGGGUAUCGCCUCGCUAUCUGAAUAUGGCUUCCAAGGAGGUUGUGGACCGUCUCCUGAGCAACGUUGAUGGAAAGUUCUUGGUGGAUGGAGUACCCUUCAGCUGCUGCAAUCCAAGCUCCCCACGGCCCUGUAUCCAGUACCAGCUGACAAACAACAGUGCCCACUACAACUAUGAUUUUCUGACAGAGGAGCUCAAUAUCUGGGUGAGGGGGUGCAGGGAGGCUCUGCUAGAUUACUACACAGGUAUCAUGAGGUCCAUUGGCAUCGCAGCAUUGCUCAUUUGGUUGUUUGAGCUCUCUGUACUUAUUGGCGUCCGGUACCUACAAACAGCAAUGAAGAAUGUCCUUCUGCUAGGAGAUCUGGAGGGUGAAUCAGAUGGUUGGUUACUAGAAAACAGCUUUGUGGAAACUGCCAAAUACAACAUUAAUAUUAUUAAGAACCUUGGAAAAGCCAAUCAGAUCUCCACUGUCUCAGGCAUGAACGACCCCAACAUUGAUGUUCAAAACACAAACUGUGGCAAAACUAAUGAUACAACAAAAUCUAUCCCAGUAUCUAGCUAG